GAACCCCACCUUCGAGAACGGCUCGUCUUCCAUUUGGAGGCUGAGCGCGAACCCCUGGAUCGUCACCGGCGGUCUUGGCUUGGCUACCCACCAGGCCCGCUCCCAAGUGGUUGGACCCUUGAACAAACAACAGGGGAGCUUCGCCGCCAACAGCCAGUAGCGAGAUGGGUCGCCAGGGCGUUUCUCGUGCUGUCCCAGAGAGGAAUGGCACUCUUUCCAGAUCGGCGAGUCCGGGGACUCGCAAUGGAGUCAAUGGAGUGAUGAGCGCCAUUGACGCCCACGGUACCCGUGACGUGCCGGGAUUGAUUCGAGAAGAACUUGAUGAACCAGGAACAGCUUCCCCGUCCCCACCAGCUCAUCCGACUCUGGAAGCACCCUUGACCCCCCAGACGACCUCGAGCUUGGACCCCAGCAGCCCCAGCUUGCAACUCCCUUUCUUCACCAACAACAGCUCCUCCUUCAUCUUCCACCUGGAUCUUUUCUCCUCUUGUCUUCUCUUGGAUCGAGACUUCAGCCGGAGCAUCAACUCGAAUCUCACGCCCCACGCCAACUGCCUCCCAUAUACGUUUUACCUCAGCCCUUCGGCAUCCAAAUCAAGCAACGCCUUCAGCUCGGGCUCGUCCGACCUCGUUACGAGUAGCGGGGAGACGCAAGGCACCAUGCCGGGCCCGACCCUCGAUGCUCCGGUCGAGUACGAAUUCCUAGCUCCCAGCAUGGCCGACUACUUCUCAUUGUCGACAUCGACCCAAAUCCAAUCCCCAUCAGGUUCGAGGAUCGACUUUGCGCAGCUGCCCCCGAGCUCAGCAGGCAGUGGCAGGAGUGAACCGGCCACAGGUCCUCUGAGUUUUGCGCGGUGGGGCAGACGGAAUCACCGCCAUCACACCGACGCGCACAAUCACCACGAUGAAGAAGGACGCAGGUUGUUGGGGCGGGGCUGCCGUUCGGCGGAGCGCAAGGCGAGCAGCAGGAGCAGCCCGAAACGAUCCGGUCGUUCGAGGUCCAACAGCAACCAAAAACGGCAACCCCAAACUACCGGCGUCCCCCAGAUGACACGAGAAGAGUUCGAGGCUCUGCCGCUAGCAAUCCAGAGAAAGUACUUCUCAACACUCGAGCGGCUGCGUUUUGCUCGAGAAUCCGGCCUUGUGGACGGUAUCUCACGCCACUACGACGACGUAUCAAAUUUCAAGCGCCGGAAGCCUCAGCGAGACCGACAUCGCCAGGGAUCGCCGACCGGGUCUCAAUGCUCAAUUUCUGAUUCGUCGCUCUUGGAUGCAGAAGCAACGCAGGAAGCAGACACCCGUCGUACUGAGGAGCAUAUGGUCCUUGCGGGACGCCAGCGUGCGAGCGUCAUCCUCGACGCGGCGGACGAGGCCAUAUAUAAGCUCAAGCAGCAAGCUAGCAGAGGGACCUUGUCAACAGCUGCUGACGGCCUCACCCCUCCUCUUUCUCCCACUCGAAACAGCAUGGACUCGCAUGAUGGACUCGGGAGGCCCGACAUUGACCAGUCCCGCGACGGCGAGGUACCUCAGUCGUUUUACGAGAGCUUUCGAUGGCUGGAUGAGGAAGAGGACCUAGAUUUACGCUUCUUCUUGGACGACUACCAUGCGAACCUGCGGGAAGGUACACGGCGGGAAGGUACGCCGAACGCAAACCAACGACCCUCGUUCCGCCGACGCAUGUCGGUCUCCAAGCUUCCGUUUGGCCGUCGGAGCUCGAUUUCAUCGUCCAGACCUGGAACCAAGGAUGCGAUGACAGCACCUCCCGUCCACAGCCCGACGGGGAAUGUUUCAAACGGAUUGACUCACAUGAGGCGCAAGUCACGCACUCUGUCUCUGAUCGCGCCGAAGCAUGCACCCGGGCCGUCCAUCACAGCAUUCGACCCUGCUGCAGCGCAUUACCAAGAUCCUGAGGCCCGGUUAAAGUUGCGGGUCUACCUAGCCUCGCCGCAGAAGUUUGAUGAGGCUGUCGAGUUCGGGUUUCCGUCGACAGACGGGUUGUCAGCUGCACCCGCGAUGCUGAAACCGGCAGAUUGCUCUUCGGACAUGCGCACGUUCCUGGCCGAUGACGAUGACCACCUCUCGCUCAACAGCGAUCAACCCUCAUUGUCCGAUCCGGACUCGCCGAAGACACCGGAGCCUCUCGAGCCCAGAGCUCACGGUCCUCGCCACGCACGGCUAGCCUCGGCCGGCGUUCUCAACGGCAGAGAUUUCGGAAGGAAAUCUCCAGAGGGGACCUGCUACGCCCAGAUACCUGCCUCGUCGCGCGAGAUGACACUGCGUAUGACGCUCACACGACCGGACCUUCGUACCCCCGACGACGAAAUGUACGGCUGGCAGCAGAGGCAGGCCUACCAACAGCAUAGCCGCCAGCAAACGGCCCCAGCGUCGCUCGCCGCCGAAACCAGAGGCGCUUACCCCGGAAACGGAUCCCAGAAGGAGAGCUUGGAUAACUUCCGUGAUGUCGAUCAUUGGAAUGAAACCGCGGCUGAGAAGGGCGUCAUGAGGCGGAUUUGGAACCGCGUACGAAGAGUAUGAGGCUCCGCAAACGCAUCACCUACCUCUCAGGUUCCCGACUGUCGACGCCGCCUGGGUAUUGUACACCCUACCGUUUCACGCUCUUUCCCUCAUUAUCAUAUCGACCACCAUGACAUCUCAUUAAAGCCUACGAAUCAAUCCCUCAUGGCAGCCUUUGGACGUGCUGCACUCGGCGAAGGAGGUCUCUUUUGCUCUCUUAGGACCUUGCAAGGCGUUUGGCGGGUUUUCUCUCUUAGAUGCAUCUAGUCGGUUGGCUGAUUUGUUUCCAUAAAAGCAUACACGGGUUGAGCAUCUCACGAUGGAGCUUUUUAAUAGUAUAUAGGUAGAGAACAAAAAUUCGCAAUGUACACUGACUGCUUGAUCGUAUUUUCUCAAGCAAUUUUUUUUUCUAUAUAUCUCAGCCAAAAUCAC
Molecule: messenger RNA, 2945 nt
Organism: Chaetomium strumarium
Lineage: Eukaryota; Fungi; Ascomycota; Sordariomycetes; Sordariales; Chaetomiaceae
Exons: 2
Coding region: 165-2534 (789 amino acids)
Source: RefSeq, a predicted model, not a curated record